AGGAGGAGAACCACUGCAACACGGUGCCUCCCACCCCCAAUCCCUCUAGCCGGUGCAGCAUGAUACCAUGGUCGAUGGUAUCAAAAGCCGCUGAGAGCUCUAAUAGGACCAGAACAGAGGAGCAACCCCUGUCCCGAGCCCUCCAGAGAUCAUCAAACAAUGCGACCAAUGCCGUUUCCGUGCUGUACCCAGGCCUGAAGCCGGACUGGCACGGGUCUAGAUAGACGGUUUCAUCCAGGUACUGCAGGAGCUGUUGCGCAACCACACUCUCCACAACCUUCGCAACAAAGCAGGUUUUCAGGGUUCAUCCUAAGGACCAAUUCAUUUGGCACCAAUGACAUUGAGCAAAGGUUCUUCUGUGGGUCUCCAGUGGUAAAGGUGCAGGGAUGUAACUGACAGUUUUUCUCCCAUCCCUCAGUCCCUGCUAGAACUUGGGCAGCCCCCCUUUCCCACACACAUUGGCUGAGUCCCUGUGAGGCAAGUCGAGCAGAGAGAGAGUGACUGAACCAAGGUCACCCUUUCAUGGCUAAAGUGGGACUUGAACUCACACAGUCUCUUGCUAUCUUGUCUGGUGACUGGCUCCCACCAUCUUCGUUUCCCACAUCUGGAUGCGUCUGUCGGUGUCCUUCCUACAAUCCAUUGCUGGAUGCAUAUUCCAGGAAGAAUGACUUCUCUGGUCUUGGCCCUUUUCCACUCAUAUCUCUGGCUUGAUGCAGAACAUUUGAUGUACCUGUGUAGUGGUCCUACAGCCCUGCAAGGACCUUUCAAGUCAGAAUGUAUUGCAUUUCUUCCCUGAAAUCACCUGCUUAAUUAUUUCAUGGUUUUGCUCAGUGUCAGCUUUAGGCUGACAGACACAUAUUUAUCUCUUGUCCCUUUUUUGGAAAAUACAGUAGGAGCAAUAUUUGCCCAUUUCUAAUUCUCCCGUUAUUUGUUUCUAUCCUAUCAGUUUUUCCAAGCAGUAGAUCUUCCCCUAUUUCAUAUAUACAUCUUUUUUAAAAAAAAAAAAAAGCUUCGUCUGUAACCAUCUUUUUUUUUAAGUCCGCUCCUUUUUUUAUAUAAACUUGGUGCAUGGGGCCAAAGAUAGAGGAUACUUUUGUUUUUUCAUUAAAGUAAAGCUCUUCACUAAAGAGCAAAGUUUACCAAGGGGCAUACGGUAACAUUUACUUAAAAGAAUGAAAUGUUAAUGUAACAAUAAUACAUUGAAAAAGAGAGUCUCCCUUACUCACUCUUGAUCAUACUGCCAAAAUUUGGCCAUAAAGCCACCCUCUCAGCUAAUUUUGCCUGUGAUUUGUGGGGGAAAGACUGUAUCCAUCGUCCCCUCCCGAAUCAGCUGCCCCACUAGAUUCCCUGUAGCUCAUGGGUGCUGAAAAAUGCAUGACAUGAGCACCCAGAAGUUGGCGUCUUCAAACCUGGAGCAGCAGUGCAGAAUCUGUGGCAACUCCGUCGGUAACUGGGCCGUCCCAACUUCCCAAAGCAGCCCCUGUUCAAUGUAUUUCAUGUGCUGGAGAAGGAAGGCCCUCCGUGGUGCUUUCGAGGAAGCAGGUCGAGCUCCACCUUUUGGCUCCUAAAUCAGAGCUUCUUCUCUUACAUAAUUUCUAGGGUGAAUGUUACAUCCUGGAACUGAAAUCAAGUGACACAAGUUUUUAUUUCCACAUAAUUCCAUCUAGAUAUUGUACAGUAAAGGUGGUAUCUGUGUCCGUUUUUCCUCCUUGGAUACAGAUGGGGGAGGGAACAUAUACGUCAAAUUUGUGCUUAAGUGGCUUGGACAGAUGUUGGCAUUUGCUUGUUCCAGGAUUCCCUCCCAGCCCAAGUGUUUCAAUCCGGCCUCGCCACCCGGUUUCCACUUCCCCAGCUGUUGGCCUGCAGGGUUGGCCAGCCUUGGAGGCAAGGUAGAAAAAAGAAAAAUCUGGAUCCACGGCUGGGAAUUCCUCCUGACAGCAAACAUGUCUGAUUCCCAGUAUUUUAAGAAAAGCAGCUAAAAAUAUUGUUCACCCACCUUUCUUAAGAGACUUAGACUCUAAUCUCUUUCCACCUCCCAUCUUUCUUGAGAGGCAGCUCUUUUUCUGACCUGUUACUUUUAAAACGAGGGCAGCCUUCAAAAGCCCCUCUGCUCUCUCUCGGCCCCGUGGCUCUGAGCUGCAGCGUAAUGUGAAGAUGUAGCCGCCACAGAGCCCCCCCCCCACACACACACACACUCCAAGGCCCUGUCGCCCAGAGCUCUAGCUGGCCUUCACCAUCUCCUGGGGGAGUUGAAGGUCAUAAGUGCGAAUGGGCUGCCAAGUGCCCAGAUUUUGAUCAGAUGACUUGGGGGAGUGCUGCAAUGCAAGUCACUUUGUUCAGCGCCAUCGUGGCUUUGAACUAUUGCUGAACAAAUCGUCAUAAUCCGAGGGGUACCUGCAGCCGCCCGUUGGCCCCUGUCUGAUGAUCUUUGCUCAUCUCAUUUUAUUCCUUACUCUCAAGUAGCAUCCAUUUAACUUGAAAGUGUUAUUUGUUGUCCCUGCUUGCUUUUUAUUAGAUAAUUUCUUGUGGAUGUUUUUAUCAUGGUUUUCAUUCUUUAAAUUUUGCACUAGUUUUUUUUUUUUUUUUUUUUUUUUUUGGUGCUUAAAGUGAUAUACACGUGAAAGGCAAGAUACCAGUUUCUGCAUAUUUAUGUGUUGCCCAUAUCACACUAGAAAGCGGCUGUGGGUAGCUAAAUGUAUUUAUAUUAUAUUUAUAUAUUAUAUAUUAUCUUUAUAUAUAAAUAAAAAAUUGGACAUUUCAUGUAAUUGACAAUGGAAUGUCAACAGUUGCAAAAUCUUUUCUUAGCUUUUGUGCACUCAUGAUGCGAUGGGCAUCUAUUCGUCCAAGGCAUACAUAUUUUGCAUAAACUACAUCAGGAAUAAUUUCAGUUAUAUUGAUGACUUACAUGCUGAAUGUUCUAGAAAACGCUUUUUUAACCUGGCAGUUGUUCGGUGAUUCCAUUUUUCAAUUGAAUGCAUUGCAGUCAUCAGGAACUUGCUAAUAGUUGAAAGGUUGAGGAGGCAGAUAAAACACAACGGGCUCUCUGGUACAAUGCUGUUUCCCAGGAGAGGAUUAUGCAUGAAUCGAUUGAAGGGGGGUUGGGGGGUGGCAAGAGCUGGCCAUGUUUUAUGAAUGAGUUUGCAGAAAACAAGAUGUUUCAUUAAGGAUGUUUGGGCUGAAACUCAGGGAAACAGUUUCUAUUGUUCUGAAACAUUAACAAAGUCAGUUAGUUAGUGUUGUGCUCAGAUUCUGAAAGUUGGAGGAGCGAAAAGUUGCCCAAAGACCCUGGAAGAAUUGUUAGUAUUAUUAAGACACCAAUUAGGGACAAGGGGUUGAACUGAACGAGGGAUCAGUGCUUAUUCUGUAGGAAUGAGCCCCAGUCCAAACGCAAGGUAAUAUUUCCUUGGUGAUUGUCUAUAAAUCAAAAAUGGUAUUUUCAUUUUGGGAAGUUGUUUGCCCAGAAUUUUAAAAUCUUCCUUCUGAAUGUAAAAACUAGGUAAUUUAAUACCAACGUUUUAAUCCAUUUGCUGCCAUGUGAUGAUGUGAGUUCUCCUUUGCUGGAGGUCUUCAGAAAGGUCAGGGCCAUUAGGCAAUCAUCUGCCAAAGAUCCUUCCAGUGAAUCUUGUUUGAGCAGAGGGUAGAGGAUGGAUUACGUGACCUCUGUUGCCCUUCCAAUUUGGUCAUUCCGUUCUUCUCUUUAUAGCUAAAAGGGCUUUCUUUCUAAUCCCAGUUUUGCAAUAUGAGAGAUUACAUUCUAAUGUACAUGUGGCAAGAAAAUAUAUUAGGAAGAGAACUAACGGAUUAUCCUCUCUACCUCUGGUAAUACUAGAACGUAGAUUUUGCCUGUUUCCAGACAGAUGAAAUAAAUCCAUAAAUAAUGUAGUACCAUCUUCUGAUUUUUCAGUAGGUUACAGCUGUAAGAUUUCCUGGUGUCCUCCCAUCCAUAUCCUAACUAGAUGUGUGCCUACCGAGCUUUUGAGAUCAGCCAAGAUAGCCUAACAAACCACAUGUGCAUAAGACAAAAUCUCUGGGUAUCCCCCUCAGUGUCAUUGAUACGCAAAUUCUGUUCUGAGCAGAUGCGAAGAUAAAUACUGUAUUUAUCCAAAAGGAGAGAACCCCAAAUUUAAGGUGCCCCCCAAAGGAAAAGUAAAUAGAAAAAAGCUAAUCAGAAGACAUUCCUGUCCAAUGUCCAGCUUCCUUGUCAACUUAGGACAGCCAACUCCAGUGAAAGGGCGGCAUGGAGUUCCCAUAUGAAGCCACUCCCAAUGUCCUCCCAAUGCCAAGAAAAAAAUAAAUAAAAGCAAUAGCUGGCAAGAAAAUUACUUGCUUCUGAAAUAAGCUACUCCUUGGCAACAAUAACUGGUUCCCAUUUGAGUUUAACAAGCAUGGUCACUCAUGCACAGAAGCACGUAAGUAUGAGCAUGUUAAUACCCACUCGCUGCCUCCAACAGAGCAGGAAAAGAUGGAGAGAAAAGGAUGGGAAAGAGGAAAAGGCUGAAGAAAUUAGAAGUGUACCACAGGGGUUAGAGGCAUUUGCACCCCACGGCUCUUCUGUUGGAAUGUCAUGUUGUCCUAUAAAUAAGAGACCUGCAGAUUUCUAGUGGGGAGGGGUAUCUGCAGACCAUUAACAAGGUCUAACAUGCCUUCUUUUUUUUUUUUUUCUCCAAAGGUAUUUGUAUCAAGUGUGGAAAGGGGGUAUAUGGGGCCAGCCAAGCUUGCCAGGCCAUGGGGAACCUUUACCAUACCAACUGCUUUACAUGCUGCUCUUGUGGGAGAAGAUUACGGGGGAAAGCCUUCUACAAUGUUAAUGGAAAGGUCUACUGUGAAGAAGACUUCCUAUAUUCGGGGUUUCAGCAGACGGCAGACAAGUGCUUCAUUUGUGGCCAUCUCAUCAUGGAAAUGAUUUUGCAAGCUCUCGGGAAGUCCUACCAUCCUGGCUGUUUCCGCUGUGUGGUGUGCAAUGAAUGUCUGGAUGGCAUACCCUUCACUGUGGAUAUGGAGAACAAUAUUUACUGUGUCAAAGACUACCACACGGUUUUUGCACCCAAGUGUGCUUCCUGUAACCAGCCUAUUUUGCCAGUCCAGGGUUCCGAGGAGACCAUCCGGGUGGUGUCAAUGGACAGGGAUUACCAUGUGGAGUGUUACCACUGCGAGGAUUGUGGACUCCAGCUGAAUGACGAGGAGGGCCGCCGAUGCUAUCCACUGGAGAGACACCUGCUCUGCCACACCUGUCAUAUCAGGCGCUUGAGCACUAAAGUGUCAGUACACUCUCCCUCUGGGUACCCCAUGCAUAUCACGGAGCUCUGAGGCUUCUGCUUCCCAUCUGCUCAAGGCCAGGAGGAAUACCCCUGCUGGGAAAAGGGCUCAACAAAAGACUCUCUAGAAAGACAAAGCAGCCGCCAUUAUUUAUUGCUUCUAAGAUUGGAAAGGAAGGGGCACCUCUUGGGUUGCCUCUGGGUACAAUUUCCAUGAUGCUGGUACUUGAAAAGUUGUGCACCCCGUGGAUUGGAUGGGGAAAGGGCAUGAUGUCAGAGCUGUUGGGAUGACUGGCCACCCAUUAAUACUGGCUUGUUGCUAUUUUUAUGGUUGAUUGUUUGAGCUCCCAGAAGAAACUAGCUUUCCAACAGGAAAGAGACCAAAAGACUUUCGCCAUGUUUUAGGUCUUCUUGCACCCUGACCUUGUGAUUCUCACAAUUUGAGAGGCACAGUGGUUGUUGCAUGCAUCAAAAGAGUGAUGGCCAAAUUGAAUGUGAUUUAAAAAAGGAACCACUUUGUAGGGGAUACCUGUGGGCGUUCCAGCUUGGCCUUUUGUUGGGUUUUGUUGAGUACACAAGACACCAUGAGCUGGAAGCCCAUGCAUGAAAGGACAGAGAGCAUUCCUAUUUCAGGCUGUGUCAGGCACGGUUCUCAGGUGCUUGGCAAGGAUGUGUUUCCAGGUGGGGCAGAACACACAGCUAAGGGGAGAGCUGCAGGCUCUCUGGGAAGACCGGUUACCUCAUAGCUUUCUGGGAUCCGACAGGCAGCAACGGUCUGCAGAGGAGCCUUGCUGAAAGCAGGGCUGCAGAUGGGGAAAACAGGAAAAAGCUGCUCCAUUCCCAGUCCACAGUUUUUUCUUAGCACUCUUCCGUGGCAGAACGUGUGAAUGUGUCAGAAUGGGAAAAAUUUAUAUACAGCAUAUUCAUUAAAUUUAAUUCAGAUUUGAAUUCAGCCAAAUUGAGUUUCUGUCCCAUCCAUUGCUUUGCACCUGCCACCACUUAUUUUUGAAGGGAACUUUCCCAGCAUCCCGAAGUUCAGAGGCAGCCUGGAGUCCAGGAAACGAUUCUGCUCAAACAACAGCAGAACCUGCCAAGGCCCAGGUGCACUGGGGCUCCCUGCAGAAGCCCUGCUAGUCGCUCUCUCUUCCUCAGGACAAGGAAAGCGGAUUCUUGUGCUGGAUCCACCAGGGGACUGCAGGCAAAGAAACGGGAUCUCUUGUCAAGAAGGAUCUUCCGUACAUGUCAAACUUCACUUGGCACUUCUCAAAAUCACUCUUUUGAAACGGACUUCGGUUAAUAACUUCAGCUUGGAGUGUCUGCAGAAAGGAUCCAACAGAUGAAGAUGCUGGUUUCAGCUGCAUGGUGGUGGCCAUUGUCUUGACUCUUUCCACCCCAUUGUCCUCACCUGAAGAGAUCCUGACUCUUGCAAAUGUACAACAUUUCAUUCCUUUCAGUUUAAGGGAUGGCAGCUCUGUGCUAUGACUUGCAAACAUUCUUCUUCUAGAGGUAUUUUUAAAACAGUUGCUUCCCUAUUUUUCUUUUUUACAACUUGGUUAUAACCCAGCUUUAAAGGCCAAGUUAAUUAUACUUGAAUCCACAGCACUUGCAUAAUAAUUCCCAUGGCCUCUUGACCAUACAAAGCAUUUUUAGAUAGGUCACAAAACAUUUUUUAAAAGUCUCAGGAAAGUCUUUUUAUCUAGGUGUUUGGAUGUAAAGAAAUUGGCUCAGAUGUAUAGCAGGGAAAUAUCUAAUUUGGAGCAUAGAGGAUUUUUUUUAAUUAGCAAAAAUUAAAAAGUUAGCAGUCUUACACUUCUAUUUUGGCUAGACUUUUAAAGCACAUUUCCAACUCUGGGAAAAUCUGUGUUCCAUAUGGAAAAUGUUUACUUUUUCUAUUAAAAAAAUAAGUUACAUUUUGUUUAUUUGAGACAAGGAGGUACCAUUAAUGUAAUUAAAACUGACUACAUCAGUAUACUCUUCAGGUUCAGCCGUUUUGUAUUAAUUCCGUGCAUACAUUGACCUUGAAACCGUUUCCACUCGCUCCUUCUGAUAAAACCACCUGGAUCAGCCCUUUGUAGACUGAAAGCUGUUGGUGCUCCAGCAACUUCAGUGAAAGUCCACUUUGGGAACCGGAUGGAAAUAUAUAGCUAAAUCUGUUUGAAAAGUGCAAAAAAGGCCCCUCGUGGAAGAGCAGCCAGGCUGACUCCCCCCCCCCCCCCCCCACUAUUCAAAUAGUCCAGUUUGCUGCAGCAGGACCGUUUCCCAAGUCUGAAGGGCUGGGAAGAGGGAAGAAUCAGGUGAGUCAGUGCAAAAGGAAUGUAAGCAGUUCCUUCCAAAUGGGAGCACGAUGGGGCGCUUUGAAACAAGUCCCCCUCUCCUCUCCUCCCCUCCCCAUCCCAUCAGACUAGCCCUUUUAAGGCUGUUUCUGAUGGUCCCGUUGGCCUUUUCAUGUUUUGAAGUUUCCAGAAAGCCCUUGUAAUUCCUUUGAUUUUACUGCAAAGGUUCCACCUCGUUCCUCUUGCUUUCUGGUUCCUUCUGGAAAGUACCUCUCAUUCUUCUGCUGUUUAUGGCAUCUUGAUUAUUUUAGUGUCAAACUUGUCCAUUCCUGCUACUGCCUUAAUCUUCCGCAAAUACCAUAACAGCUAAAAUAUGUACACAGCCUAUUAUUUUUCAAACAUACCAGGCUAUUUCAUUUGUUUAAAAUAUUUGGGGGGAUUACUUCUUAGAUACUUAACAGAUUUGUCAACCUGGUGAUUUCCUUUGUAAACAUUUUGCUGUUUUAAUUUUUGUUUUUCCUCCAUUGCCGAAAUACGAUCACAGCUGAAGAGUUCUCUUUUUUCAAUGCCUUUUUUUCAUUUUAAAAAUAUGGCCUUUAAGGAGAAAGCAGCUAGAAAGUGUCAUAUAGCAAAAAAAAAAAAAAAAAAAGAUACUGCAAAAAAUGUGAAACAUGCUACCUCCCAUCAAUAGUGGCUGAACUGUGGAACCCAGGGCCCCUCGAGGGCUGGGCUGGCCCUGCUCCACAGCAGCCUGGUUGCUUUGCCCACUGGCCUCUCUUGCUGAAAGCAUGGGGAGGGAGAGAUGGCCCUCCCCCACCAGUCCUGCCAAGGGAAGCUGCCUGCCAGCCUUUCUCCUUGGCAGGAGUUUCUCCACCUGGUGCCCAAGGACAAGGGGUGCCGCACCAAGAGACGCCAGAUGGUGGAAGCUGCAGACAAACACUGGGAGUUCAGUGCCACCUCUACAUUUACUUCAGAGAGUUUGGCUCCACAGGGAUGAAGUGCUUUUAACAUUUGUGCCAAAAUAUUUAUGGGAGACCUUCCUUCCUUCUUUCCACUGAUACAUAUGUGCAUGAGCGAGGAACCCAAGAUUGAUGCACUUAAUGAAAACAAAGUAAAUAUUUGGAAGACCCUCCUGCCCCAUAACUUAAGAUUCCAAAGGAGAUGAAGAGAUUUAAGGAUGGGGAAAUAUUUGUUUCAAAACGGGUGGAGGUCUUAUCAUUUAGAAAUUAAAAAAUUGAUGGGAGAGUUCCAUUGAGUUAGCCCCCAUUAAACUCUUGUGAUUCAACUAAUGCCAUAACUAGAAUAUAUGAUUUGACUUAAAUUAAGUUUGUUUCUUGAGAAAUAUUUGCAUUUUCUUUAAAAGAAUAUAGGUUUUAUUUCCAAGAACUUGGACCAAUGUUAAUUUUUCUUUUGUAGGAAAUAAAAAAAUGGCCAAUUUGUAUAUUAUGUGUCUAGUUUACAUCUGCAAACAUAUUAGUUUAACCAUGUUUGUAUAUUUCUUUCUAAAAUGUCAGACUUCUAGUUCAUAAACUUGUCAGAGUUUUUGUGUUACCACAUGGUUUCUAUGAUUGUUGAAGAAUAAAUGUUGGGAAAUAUAGAUUUAUUUAUCUAAAAAAACUACUUACUAUUAUCCUAAGUUAUUUUAAUAUUAAAAGUCAGAAUUUCAUUUAACCUUAGAUGUUAUAAUCUGCUUUUUUUCAAUAAAGACAUUUUGUAGUUA
Pantherophis guttatus is the source of this 9248-nucleotide messenger RNA. It is a transcript of the gene WTIP, whose product is annotated as WT1 interacting protein. Gene Ontology annotation, cellular component: adherens junction; nucleus; transcription regulator complex. The record is from RefSeq and is a predicted model, not a curated record. Gene Ontology annotation, biological process: response to hypoxia; negative regulation of hippo signaling; regulation of DNA-templated transcription. Lineage: Eukaryota; Metazoa; Chordata; Lepidosauria; Squamata; Colubridae. Gene Ontology annotation, molecular function: transcription corepressor activity.